CAGCCUGGUCUUGAACUCCUGACCUCGUGAUCUGCCCCCCUCAGCCUCUGAAAGUGCUGGAUCGCAGGCGUGAGCCCCCACACCUGGCUCAUUUACACCUUUUUAUAAUGGAGAAAGUGAAAUAAGUUGAGAGGAAGGUGAGCCUGGAAGGGCAGGCAAGACUACUAGAUCAUUAAAAAUCCUGAAUUCCAUGCUAAAGAUCUUAGCUUUUAUUUAUCUUGUAGCUGAUCAAAAACAAACAAAAAUAAACAUUUUAAGUAGAGUGAUGUAGUCAGGAAUUGCACUUUAGAAGGCUACUUUGGCGAUAGCGUGGAGAAUAAGAGAGGAUUUAGACUUGAGGUUGGUUGGUUCAUUUCUACUUAAUAUUUGCCUUUCUUUGAGGAGCUAUUUCUUUGAUAAGCAGGAAAAAGGAAUACUGAAGUCUGUGCUCCACAGGAGUUUAGAAUUGCUCGCCUGGUUUCCGCAUGGUUCUUUGAAGAGGCCUAAAUCAGUUUGUCCUAAAUUUAUUUGUCAUCUCCUUCCCCCCAUUGGAGUUUGGGAAGACUACUCUGAAGUGCCUCCUAAGAACAUUGGAUUUAAUCUAACGCAUGAUUAACACUAAGAAAUUCUAGCCUCGACUGGUCUCCACUAAUCUCCAUUUGACCACUAACAUCCUCAUUUUGCUUUUUGCUGAAGUUAAAUUAUUGUACAGGUUAUUGGUGGCUUUUCUUUGAGUCUAGUUUUAGGGCAAGCUAGGCAGUUUAAUGCUUAACUGGUUUAAUUAACAUUUGUGGUGAUUAACCAUUUCUAAUUAUGAGCAAUUGAGAAACAGUGCUUCACAUUUUCUCCUCUGUUCCUCACACUGCCCAUUACUACCCUUUCCCUACCUGACUUAUGCUAUUCUAACAAAAAUAUAUAAUUUAUAAAAAUCUGGAUUGGUCCUACAGCAGAAUCAAGUUGAUCUGUGAUUGGCUUAUUAUGUGUUCAGCGAGCACAGGCAACUUUAAUUGAUUAUACUUGUGUCUGGAGAGUACUGAUUGAUUAAAAAAAUUUUUUUUAACCUCCAUCACCAUAAAGCUAUGUGGUGAAACACAUAGCUUUGGAUUUGGUUGAAGCACUUCUGGAUUUGGUUGAAGUCAGUAAAAGACAAAUUUGUGGUUAUCCAGAUUGUUACUUUUUAUGGCACAUAAGAUAAUUGGGUAUCUCAGCACAUGCCAACCAUAAUGGAUCAGGCAAGAAUUUAGCAGUGGUUUUCCGUCAUUUUUUAAAUGAUAUUACAGUUUCCAUCCUUGUGCACAGCAAAUAUAUACUUACAUUGACAAAAAUCUAAGGAGUGGAUAGCAAGGGAACUUUGUUUUUUACUAAUCAUCAAGCCAAAGGACUAUUUUCAAAAGUAAUGAUUUUGUUAUACCAUAGUAGUAUCAACCGUAAUAACUUUUACAGGUGAGCUUAAAUAAAGGCUACAUAAUGUUAAUUUAGCUGAGUUUUAAAAUGUCCCUUGCUUUACUACCAGGUGUCAGUACUGAUAGGUAGUUGUGGAAUAAAACAUUCUUUUGAUGUUACUGUAGGCCAGUACUUUGUAAGAAACAGCAGCAGAAAUUGGGAGGGUGCUAAGUAGGGAGAAAUCUGUGAGGCACUUGUACUUGGUGAAUAAAUGUUAUUUGGCAUUUAACUGCAGUUAUGAUGAACUGAAUAUUUUGUUAUGUAAGAAAUCAUGUGUUCCUUAAGUACUCUGUUUUUCCCCCCCUUUUGUGCCUUACUUGCUUUUAGUUUGGUCAGAUAUUAUCGGCAAAGAAUUUGUCUACUCUGCUACUCUCUACUAGACAUCUAUCCUUGUCCAAGUCAACUAUACUCUCAAUCUACUUUCUCAUUUUCACAACUACUCUACCUGUCCCACAAGGUAUUUGUGAGUAGUGAAUGAGAAUACUUCUUGCUUUGAAAGCAAGAAGCAGUGUGGUGUAUUCGAAAGUAUAUGGUUUUUAGAGUCCAUCCUGGACCCUGCCACUCACCAGAUAUAGGUAUUAAGUCAGGUUAAUUAAUCUUACUUCAUUAUCUUUGUCUAUAAGGAGUGGCAGGCUGGGGGCAGGAAUGACCCCUGUUUGACAGAGUUUUUCUGACAGCAAAAUGCCCCAGUCAGUCUAACGUAUUUUAUAUAUUCUUGUGCUCAUUUGGGCACUUAAGAGAUAGUAGCUGCUGCUACAAAUCCUGACCAUUACUCAAUACUUAGAUGUGCCACUUAAUCCUAUUACUGAAGAGAAAACUAAACUGAAGACAAAAGAGGUGAAAUGGUUUGCCCAAAUUAUACAGCUAGCUGGUGAGUGGCUUUGCUAUUGACUCACACUCUUUCUGCUGUGUCACUUAGGCUACCAUUAAUAAGUGAUAAUGUGGGAAAAUAACAGCAGAAGGACUCUUCACCAGCUACUUCUGAACUGACUUGUAGCUCUAACCUGAUGCACACUCUUCUGCUGUAAAAUGUACUUACUGAUACCACGGGCCAACUGAACACUCAUAGGACUUCCAAUAGUAGUCAGACAUUAUCAUCCUGUCAUACUAUGGAGCCAUGUUCAUCAGAUGAAUUUUUCCAAGCCCUUAAUCAUGCUGAACAAACAUUUAAAAAAAUGGAAAACUAUUUGAGACAUAAACAGUUGUGCGAUGUAAUUUUGGUCGCUGGUGAUCGCAGAAUUCCAGCUCACAGAUUGGUGCUCUCCUCUGUCUCAGACUAUUUUGCUGCCAUGUUUACUAAUGAUGUCAGAGAAGCAAGACAAGAAGAAAUAAAAAUGGAAGGUGUAGAACCAAAUUCAUUGUGGUCCUUGAUCCAGUAUGCUUAUACAGGCCGCCUUGAAUUAAAAGAAGAUAAUAUUGAGUGCCUGUUAUCUACAGCUUGCCUUCUUCAGCUUUCACAGGUUGUAGAAGCAUGCUGUAAGUUUUUAAUGAAACAGCUUCAUCCAUCCAACUGUCUUGGAAUUCGUUCUUUUGCUGAUGCCCAAGGUUGUACAGAUUUGCAUAAAGUGGCUCACAAUUAUACUAUGGAGCAUUUCAUGGAAGUAAUCAGAAACCAGGAAUUUGUAUUAUUACCAGCCAGCGAAAUUGCAAAGCUCUUGGCAAGUGAUGACAUGAACAUUCCUAAUGAGGAGACAAUAUUGAAUGCACUUCUUACUUGGGUCCGUCAUGAUUUGGAACAGAGACGGAAAGAUCUAAGUAAACUUUUGGCUUAUAUUAGGCUACCUCUUCUUGCACCACAGUUCCUGGCAGACAUGGAAAAUAAUGCACUUUUUCGGGAUGAUAUAGAAUGUCAGAAACUCAUUAUGGAAGCAAUGAAGUACCAUUUAUUACCAGAGAGACGACCCAUGUUACAGAGUCCUCGGACAAAACCUAGGAAGUCAACUGUUGGUACAUUAUUUGCAGUUGGGGGAAUCGAUUCAACAAAAGGAGCAACAAGCAUUGAAAAGUAUGAUCUCCGUACAAAUAUGUGGACUCCAGUAGCAAAUAUGAAUGGGAGGAGACUACAGUUUGGUGUUGCAGUGCUAGAUGACAAACUGUAUGUGGUUGGAGGAAGAGAUGGACUGAAGACUUUGAAUACGGUAGAGUGCUACAACCCCAAAACAAAAACUUGGAGUGUGAUGCCACCUAUGUCCACACAUAGACAUGGCCUUGGUGUGGCUGUACUAGAAGGUCCCAUGUAUGCCGUAGGAGGACAUGAUGGCUGGAGCUAUCUGAACACAGUAGAAAGAUGGGACCCUCAGGCUCGCCAGUGGAAUUUUGUUGCCACUAUGUCUACCCCCAGGAGUACAGUAGGUGUGGCAGUGCUAAGUGGAAAACUUUAUGCAGUUGGUGGUCGUGAUGGAAGCUCUUGUCUCAAAUCAGUAGAAUGUUUUGAUCCUCAUACUAAUAAGUGGACACUGUGUGCACAGAUGUCAAAAAGGAGAGGUGGCGUAGGAGUGACGACUUGGAACGGACUGCUGUAUGCUAUAGGGGGGCAUGACGCUCCCGCAUCCAACUUGACUUCCAGACUCUCCGACUGUGUGGAGAGAUAUGAUCCCAAAACAGACAUGUGGACUGCAGUAGCAUCCAUGAGCAUCAGCAGAGAUGCAGUGGGGGUCUGUUUACUUGGCGAUAAGUUAUAUGCUGUUGGGGGGUAUGAUGGACAAGCAUACCUUAAUACCGUGGAGGCUUAUGAUCCCCAGACAAAUGAGUGGACCCAGGUUGCUCCACUGUGCCUAGGAAGAGCUGGAGCUUGUGUUGUGACUGUAAAAUUAUAAUUUAGUGCUCUGUUUUCUACAUGAAGACACCGUCUUCCUUUAUUAAUUUAGUAUAAUUAUUCUAUCAAUGGAUACAUUUUUAGUAAACGUGCAUUGUCACAAUCCUGGGCACAAAGUGCCUGUUCUCAAAGUGAAGAUAGUAAAACAAAGGAGGAAGCAGUGGAUGGACCAGGAUUAAUUCCUUUCAUUUCUUAGUAAAUUAAAACAUGCAGCUGGUGGAUUGUGAACACACACUCCUGAUGUAAUAUGUGAGGACAAAUGCACUGCCCUGGAACAUAACCCAGUGCUAAUUGGGGGUUUCACUUAUUCAGUCAAGCACAUCUUACUCACAUCCAGAUUUAUUUUCCUACAGUGCAGACACACCAGAUGAAACUUUAAAAUGCUGCUUUUUGUAAGCUUAUCAUACAUGAGUUGCAGUAAUUUGUUUGCUUGUUUGUUUAACCACAACCACUGUUUUAAUGAUACACUAAAGAUAACACUAUUUAGUUUUUUCAGAAACAUCUGCAUUAUAUGUGUGUUGGUUGUGGAUUUUGUUUCUAAAAUUGGCUUAGUCCAAUAAAUAAAUAAAAGCAUUAAGGACUUAAAGCAACAAUAACCAAAUAAAAACUUGAUAGGAUCUUUGAAGUCUAUUUAAAUAUUCAUUCCAUUACAUCUAGACUCACGAAGAACUACAUGUUACGAUGUUAAGUUGAAGUUGAAACAUGAUGUUUUGCAUUAAAUUUAAGAUAUGCAAAUUUAUGUAGAGAAAAUAAAUGUUAUAUACCCUAUAAUGUUCUUUCACCUAAUUAGUAUUUAAUUAUAUGGAUUUGUUUUAUAUUAUAAAAGAUGUUUUGAUUUUUGUCUCUUGAUAUUGACAAAAUUGUUUGGAUAUCCUUAUGUUCUCAAGUCUGUAUCUGCCUCCCCUGCCUUAUUUCUUAUGUUUUGCCACAAUUAACCCAUUGUGCUACUUUGUAAUCAAAGUUUAUGGGGGAAUGGGCUUAUUGAAUGUCUAAAAACUAAGUUUAAAGUGUUUGUAACUCUAAGUUUUUUACAUUUGUAAACUCUAAUUACAUAUGUGAAUGUUAUUACUCUCAAUGAAUUGUUAUUGUUUGCAAAAAUGCACGGGGCAGUAGCAUUUUGUGAUAAAUCCUACAAGAUAUAAGUCAUUGAGAUGUCUAAGAUGCUUUUUAUUUUAACCCCAAUUAGUAACCACUUUAUGGAAAAUAUUUGCUAAUAUUGUUUAUUGUGAA
This is a messenger RNA of Piliocolobus tephrosceles (Ugandan red Colobus), 5467 nucleotides long. It is a transcript of the gene KLHL5, whose product is annotated as kelch like family member 5. The record is from RefSeq and is a predicted model, not a curated record. The transcript has 11 exons. Gene Ontology annotation, molecular function: protein binding. Bases 2532 to 4238 code for a protein of 568 amino acids. NCBI's taxonomy places the organism in Eukaryota, Metazoa, Chordata, Mammalia, Primates, Cercopithecidae.